Annulohypoxylon maeteangense is the source of this 1747-nucleotide messenger RNA. Its product is annotated as UROD/MetE-like protein. Gene Ontology annotation, molecular function: zinc ion binding; 5-methyltetrahydropteroyltriglutamate-homocysteine S-methyltransferase activity. The coding region runs from base 550 to 1686 and encodes 378 amino acids. The transcript has a single exon. NCBI's taxonomy places the organism in Eukaryota, Fungi, Ascomycota, Sordariomycetes, Xylariales, Hypoxylaceae. The record is from RefSeq and is a predicted model, not a curated record.
ACCAGAGCUAGGGUCUCUGGUGAGCGAAACCUAGGUAUAAUCAAGUCAUUUCUUGGAUAAUCAUGGUACAUCAUUCUUCUUAGCAUGUUACUACAAUCCUUCCGUACAUUUCUGUUUCCCUAGGCGCGGAGCCCGUCUCCUGAAUAAGACAACGUUGUUCCGACCUGCCCACCGCGCUACUCCUGUUGGAGACAUAACGGCACGACAUAAUCAUUUCACGGCAAGUAAAUUGUGUGGGGUUAACUAAUACUACUAGUUACGCCUACUAUAUCAGUCCAGGGGUCUUUUUAUGACACAAUGAAAUACUGGCCUGCCCCUCACUGAGAUGAGCUUGGUCGUGGUGGUGAUUUCCUUAGAUCUAGCUUCGAAGUUUUUCAGUUUUGUUACUUUAGACUUCUAGUGAGUCUUGUCUUGUUAUCUGAUCUUCUGUACUACCGUUAGGCGUGGGAUCCAAAGUCUGCGAAAUUAGAUCUCUCUGUUUUACUCUAUUGCUUCUAAUCAAGCUACUCAAAUACCGACCUGUCGUAAUCGAACCCCACGUUAUACGACAUGUCUCUUCCUAAUGGUGUGUACCGCGCAGAUCAGGUCGGCUCUUUUUUGCGACCAAAAACGGUCCUCGAAGCACGCGAGCAAGCCGCCGAAGGCAAGCUGAGUCCUGAGCAGCUACGGGAGAUCGAAGACAAGUAUAUCGCCGACGUCGUCAAGAAGCAACUUGAUGCUGGACUACGGUCCAUCACAGAUGGUGAAUUCAGGCGCCAAUGGUUUCACGUUGAUUUUCUCCGGCAUCUAGCUGGAGUAGAGCUUCGUGGUGCUUUGCAGUCCACCAACGUUAGUGUGGGAGGUACCAUGCCUCCGCGAUUAGUCGUUGUAGACAAGCUUGGUCACCCGAAUUCUAUUCAAGUGGACGACUUCAAAUUUCUCGAGUCCCAAAUUGCGGCCGCGGGUGCUAAGGCCACGACAAAGGUCUGCAUCCCUUCGCCGACGAUGGUUCACUUCCGCAAUACUCGUGACACAAUUGAUGAGAAAGCCUACCCUACGUUGGAGCCAUUCUUCGAAGACCUCGCUCGCGUGUAUCAGGAGGAGUUGGACGACCUCUACAAGGCUGGAGCACGUUUUGUUCAGCUCGACGACACUAACUUAGCUUACCUUUGCGAUCCCAAGAUGCGUUCCGAGGCCGAGCAGCGACACGGCGAUGCCAGUGUUCUUGCGCGCCAAUACGCCGCGCUGAUCAACGCGGCCAUCUCAAAGCGCCCGGCUGAUAUGACCAUCGGUAUCCACCUAUGCCGCGGAAAUCACCGUUCGCAAUGGUUUGCCCAAGGCGGAUACGAACCUGUAGCUGAAGUUUUGUUCAAGGACCUCAACGUGGACGCCUAUUUCCUCGAGUACGAUGACGCACGAUCGGGCGACUUCUCUCCACUCCGUCACCUACCUGAAAACAAAGUCGUCGUCCUUGGUGUGAUGACUAGCAAGAAGCCUGAUCUAGAGGACAAGGCAGAUAUCAUCAAGCGGUUGAACGAGGCUGCCUCCUUCUGCCCCAAGGGCCUGAAGCAGCUCUGCCUCAGUCACCAGUGCGGAUUCAGCUCAACAUCCGAGGGCAACGACCUGACUGAGGACGAGCAGUGGGCCAAGGUGAAACUCCAGGCCGAAAUCGCGAGAGAAGUCUGGGGCGAUGAUUUAUCGAUCUAAAUCUCCUGUUUACGCGAACGAUUUAUGGUACGCAUGGAUGAGGAGUUGUGAUAUAUUAAAG